AUGUACCAGGCAACUGUCUCCAAGCGGGCAGACAACACCAUCCCCAGCGGGGUCAUGCAGGAGUCGGGGGUCUGUUCCCUGCCUGGGGGACUUGCAAGUGUGAGGAAACAAUUUGAGACCCAGGAAACUGCAUCAUCACAUAAUGUAACCCAGUUUCAUUUCCAUCACAGAACCGUGCAGGAAAUGUCCCAUUCAGAGGUGACAGAGUCAAGUGACACCAGGCAGGUCCUCCCAGGCAGUCAGCAGCUAAAUUUCAAUCAAGAAAUGAUGGUGUCAUAUAGCGACAACAACUUGGCAUCCACUUAUGAAAACCAUCAAAAUGAAACAGAAGAGGAGUUUCCCAGGUACACAACAAAAGAACUGAGGGAUCACUUUGAAAGAACAAUAGAAGAGGCCGCGCCACAAAAACCAAUUAAGACUGGAUGUGACAUCAGUCGAUCAAAGUGGUCCUCAAGUGCGACUCAAAACAACAUAGUGGCUAGUGAGGUGUGUGAAGCAUCCCAUACUGAAGAAAUGCAAGACACAAUGGUUGCAAUGAUGGAUUAUGAGGACUUUCCACCCCCACCAGCUGAGGAUUCUGACUACCUUCCACCCCCACCUCCAGACUUAUUACAAAUGCCACCAGACAGCGAAAAUGUUCCAAGGUACCAAUAUGCACAUGAACCAGCAAACCCAUCCAAAUACCCACUCAACAGAGAGGCUUACAUCAAGCAGAGAAGUAUGAAUGAGCUGAAACGUCUUUACAAGCACAUUCACCCUGAGGUUCGCAAGAAUAUUGAGAAAGAGUACUACAUUGAUUAUAACGAAACCGAGAACAACCAGGUAGAGAGCCAGGAGUACAUGUAUGAAGAUGAUGUUGGCAGUCCUGAUGAUAUUAAUGAUGAAGAAUAUGCAGAAUGGGAGGAGAUCCUUCCCGGGGACGUGCAGGCAAUGCGUUGGAAGUUUGAAAAUAAGCCACUGGAUGCCAUCAAAGAUGAAACUCCUGAUGACGAUGAAGACAAUAAGAAAAUAACUGAGCAGGAAAUCAUUCUGGGAAAAGAUGUAAGGCGAACAGCAUGGAUGUUUGAGACCAAGCCAAUGGAUGAGCUGGGCUCACAAAACACAAAUUCCACAGAAUACAGAAACAAAUUUAAUAAAUUUGAUAAAGGAGAUGUCCGCGCUGCAGCUUGGUUGUUUGAAACUCAAACUAUGGACACCCUAAACAAAAUGCAUAAAGAGGAGGAUUUGACGAAGGAAAUUGUAUUCACAGAGGAGGAUGGAAAUGCUACCAUUUACAUGAUUGACAAUAAAUUCAUGGGAGUCCUUGGGCACACUGAGACCAUUGAUGAGAGCCACCUGCUGUGUCUGCGGUCAGUGUUAGAGGAGAUUAAUGGAGAUGUGAAAACAGUAACAAGUACAUUUGACACUCAGUUCAAAUGUAUUAUUAUGGGACAAUCAAGUCAGAUGCUGGAGAUUAAGUCUGUGCGCAAAAUUGAAACUGAAUUGGAGAGCUCAAUUGCUUCACGUUGGCUUUUUGAUACCCAACCUCUGGACAUCACAAACAGAGAAAAUGCUCCUUUGAAACUUGUGUGUAGUCUUUCCAUGGAGGACAGCAAUAAAGGAGACUGGGGCAGGUGGCUGUUUGAGAUAAAAACAUUAAAUUCUCUCAGUGAGUUGGAAAGCUCACAAAUGGAAACGACAGAGAUCAUGGGAGCUGAUGUGCGCAAACACUGCUUAGUGUUUGAAACACAGCCAAUGGAUUCUCUGAAAGAUGACUCCAAUGCCAGACCUCAGUCUAUCGAGGAGAUUAUCGGGGGCAAUGUUAGAUCUGCAAGGCACUUUUUUGAAAGCAGCCCUCAAGCAGUCAGGAAGAACUGCCCCGAGGUUGGAAAACUUAAAAAGGCAGCAAUAAGUGAAGAAAUAAAAGGGGAUGUGAGACACCAAAAGUGGCGCUUUGAGAGUCAACCUUUAGAGGACAUAAGAGAAGCGAAGAAAGAGGUCACUCGUACAGUGAAUGUCGAAGAUGACCUCACACAGGAGGACGGCACAAGCUGCAGGGCAGAUGUACGCAAGAACUGUUGGGUAUUUGAAACCCAGCCAAUGGAUACUUUGAAAGAUGAUGCAAAUGCACGCCCUUUGACUAAAGAGGAUGUCGUUGCAGGUAAUGUCAAAUCAACCAGACAUUAUUUUGAAACAAUUCCAGCAGAAGAGUUAAAGGAGUUGGCAGAGGUGGGAAAACUGAAAAAGACUGUAGAACUUAAUGAGGAGAAGGGUGAUGUUAGACAUCAGAAAUGGCGGUUUGAAAGCCAACCUCUGGAGCAGAUUAGAGAGGAAAAGAAAGAAGUCGUCCGAACAAUUGACCUGGAAGAGAUUGAUAAAGUGGAUGUGUCAAGCUACAAGCAAAUCUUUGAGAGCACAGAUUUAAACAGCAGGAAUGAGUCUCAAAAGAUUCUAAUAGAGGGAGUUACAUCUGGCUCUGUGAAAUCAAAUACAGAAUUGUUUGAAUCUACUCCAUUGUAUGCCAUGCAAGACAGCGCAGGUCACUUCCACGAGGUGAAAACAGUGCGUCGGGAGGAAGUUGUUAGAGGAGAUGUAACAACAUAUAAAUGGAUGUUUGAAACAAAACCGAUUGAUCAGUUCGAUGAAAGCAUCGACAAAUAUCAAAUUAUCAAGGGCAUAUCCAAACAGGAAAUUGAGUCGGGUGAUGUUAAAACUGCAAAGUGGUUGUUUGAAACACAGCCUCUUGACGCUAUCAAGUACUUCAGCAACAUUGAAGAUGAAGAAACUGUGGGUUCAAGUAAACAUAUUGAUGUUGUGAAAGGUGAUGUGAAAACCUGCAAGUGGCUAUUUGAGACCAAACCAAUGGACAUCUUGUAUGAAAGAGUGGAGGUAAAGGAUGAAAAUGAAUCUGAAGAAAUGUAUAAGGGGGAUGUUAAAACCUGCACUUGGCUUUUUGAGACGCAAGCACUUGAUGCUAUCCAUGAUGAGACAGAGACAGUUCUGAACACGCGCACUGUAAAACAAGAGGACAUCAGCGGAAAAGAUGUAAGAAUGGCUUGUUUUCUCUUUGAAACAGAGAAACUGGAGAACCUCACUGGAGAGGAUAUGGGAGCUUUUAAACGUGUCACAGAGAUAGACAUUGCAUCUGGAGAUGUGUCUAGGAUGAAGUACAUUUUUGAGAAUCAAACAUCUGAUAUCACCACUUCUACAUCUGAGGAAGUGAUGCAAAAGCUCAAGAGAGUUCAGACCGAAGACAUACAAAAAGGAAAUGUUGUGAGCUGCAAAUGGCUCUUUGAAAAUCAAUCCAUUGAUGCCAUACACGACAGUCAAGCGCAGACGAUGAGCAGCCACACAGUGAACGACGUACAAGGAGGAGAUGUGGAUAAGGGUCGUUUUAUUUUUGAGACCUACUCCCUAGAUAAAAUUCAGGAGGUUUCCUCUGACGUGGACACAGAGCUGAAGAAAAUCCAAAAAAUCGUCUGUGAUGAGGAGGAGAAGGGCAAUGUAGGAAAUUACACAAUGAUGUUUGAAACUCAGCCCCUUUAUGCCAUCCAGGACAAAGAGGGCCACUACCACGAGGUCACCACUGUCACAAGUGAGGAGGUGACACAGGGAAAUGUUGUAGGAACACGAUGGUUGUUUGAAACAAAGCCCCUCGAUGCUAUCAAGGACACAGAUGAGGUUUAUAUAAUUAAAUCCGUCACACAGCAGGAUGUGCAAAAAGGAGAUGUCGUCUCUGCUAAAUGGAAAUUUGAGACACAGCCUCUUGACAAGAUUGCUGAAGAAAAGAAGCCUUUAAUAAAAACAGUAGAGGACAUUCAAGGGGGCGACGUAAGAAUGAAUAAACAUCGCUUUGAGUCUGACACUUUGUCACAGGGAUGUGUUCGAACUGUUAAUGUGAGUGAAAUUCAAAAAGGUGACGUCAGAACUGCUAAGUGGAGAUUUGAAACUCAGUCCAUUGACAAAAUCAGAAGUAUGAGCUCUGAAAAUUUGAUUGAAACUGUUAAAAAGGAGGAGACUGCAAAGGGAGAUGUUAAACAUUCAGUCUGGCUGUUUGAGAAAAAUCCUCUUGACCACAUUAAAGAGGCAGAUGAGGAUGAGGAGACAAACAUCCCUCAAGAGGAGAUCCCCAAAGCAGAUGUAAAGACAACAACUUGGCUCUUUGAGACGACACCAAUUGACGACUUUAAUGAGACAAAAGUGGAAAGGACGGAAAUCCUGGGCAAGAGCGUCAAGGGAACUCUUGAGGAACUUUAUAGUCAGAAAAUGGUGAAAUCGAAGGGAAUUCUCAUUGAAACUGAUGAAAUUGGUGACGUUAGGAUGGCAAAAUACCAGCUAAUGAACAAGCAGGCUCCUGAGAUUCAACGAGAGGAAGUAAUCAGGGGAGAUCUGCAGACUAUCAUGAUGAACCUACUGAACAGACAGGAAAGACAGGAGCAGCAGAUAGUCAUAGAUUCAGAAGAGAAAGGUAAUAUCAGCUCAACAGUACAGCAAUUAUUUAGCCAAGAAAGAGUUAGCACUGUUGAAAAGGAGGAAAUAAUACGCGGUGACAUCCAGGAGGCUAUAAACAAACUUUUCAGCGAGGAUGGAUCAGCAAAACAUGGAAUACUCAUCCAGGAGGAUGAAAAAGGAGAUGUACAGAUGACAUUAUAUUCGCUUCUAAAUAAACAAGAAAAUGUUUCUGCUGAAAAAGAGGACAUUGUCAAAGGGGAUAUAAAGAGUGCUCUUCAAAGGCUGUCCAGCCCAGACAAGUCAGAUCAGGCAGUGAAGAUAAGGGUAGAUGACACUGAAAAGGGAAAUGUCAGCUUUUACUCUACGUGCAUUGAAUCUGGGGCUGUGGACUAUCUUAAACAACUCCAUUUAGAGUCUGAUGAUCCUCCGUCUGAAACAGCAAAAAAAGAAGUGAUUGUUGGGGGUGACAUCAAGGGCACAAAACUCAUGCUUGGCUGUAAUCAAACUCAAAUUGAGCGUACAGUUGAGGAUGUUAUACCGGGUGAUGUUCACAACACAGUCAAAGUUUUCAUGUCAGAGCCAACUGCCUCAUUGGAAAGGAUCCAAAAGGAGGAAAUUGUGAAAGGUGACUUAAGAGCUGCUUUGAAUUCAUUGUCUGAAUCAGUGAAUCAGACAGUCAUUGUAGAGAAAGAGGAGGUGGUGAAAGGCAACAUACCGAAAGCUCUACAGUGUUUGGAAAAGGCUCAGAAUAGGCACAAGGAGGUGGAGAAGCCAGAUAUCAUACCAGGAAAUAUCAAAGGGACUCUAAGAUCUCUUGAGAAAUCAGCAACAUCAAGAGUUGAAACUGUUGUUGAGGAUUUAGUUGCCGGAGAUGUGAGGGCAACGAUGAAAUCUCUGGAACUGGCGAAGCAAGUAGUGAAGGAAAUUGAAAAGGAAGAAAUUGUGAGGGGUGAUAUUCAGACAGCAAUGCAAAGUCUACAAGAUGCAUCCAGUGAGAUGAAAAAGUGUCAACAGGAAAUAGAUGUUCAGGGUGAUGUCAGAGGGACGAUUCAGCUCUUCAUGGAGUCCCCACCUACACAGAGGGUGCAAAGAAGCUCAAGCCUCGAGGGUGAUAUAAAGGGUGAUGUCAAGAUGUCAAUUAAGUCAUUAUAUGAGACUCAGGAGCAAAGCCAGCUGGAGAAAGAAGAAGUGAUAAAGGGGGAUGUAAAAGGCACUAUUAAAUCACUGCUAGAAACAGCGCAGCGUGAAACUCCAAAAGUCCGGCUGGGAGCAUAUAGAAGAGUUAGAGUCAAGCAGAGCCCACCCAUUAAAAAUCUUAAAACUGAUGCACAAAGAAACAUACAGAAGAUUAAAACGGUAAAUCUUGUUGAAACACCAAAAGAAAAUCACACCAUCUCCAAUGAAACCAUUACAAAAACAUACACUAUGGAGCAGUCGGCUCAGCAAUCAACAACUGUUGUGGACCACAAAACUAUUACCCAAAAUCACGGCAUCAAAACAUUAAAGACAGAGUUUCGUAACCUUAAAUCUAACCCAAAGGGCAUGAUAAAACUUGGUAAAACCAAAGUCAAAACUGAUGUUUACGUCUUACAACCAAAAGCACCAGAAGCUGAUCUGCCUCUCCCAUCGCCGCCUCCACCGGUGAUAGAUACUGACCUUCCUCCUCCUCCUCCUAGUCCUCAUCCUCCUUCCGCUGAUACUGACAUCGAUCACCUCCCUCCUCCACCACCACCACCACCGCUAACUACUGAGCAGGACUUCCUCCCACCUCCUCCAUCUCAACAAGAACUCGAGAGCAUGCCAGCACAACCAAUUCAUCCUUCACCAGCAAAGGCAAAAAAGAUGACAGUCAAAAAAGUAAAAGCUCCCGUUUUGCAUCCAGUACCAAAGCUGGAGCCUAAAGUAGAACUCAGCAAAACACAAGAGGUGGCAACAACUUCUGAGAAACAAGUGGAAAUGAGCCAAAACACAUUAAAAACAACAACAACAACAACAACAACGCAUACAUCAAAAAAUAUUUUAUAUGAGAUCCCUCCACCUCCAGAGUCACCACAGCCAUUAAAGAAAAUUUACAUUGCUCCCAUGAAAUUUACUCCUCCGCCAUCUCCUCCUCCUUUUAUGAGAGGGAAAAUGAGCAAAUUUAACACACCGUUAAUAAAAGCUGAAGAAAAGUACCGGAAGCUGAGGGAGGAAAACACACCACCAACCACUCCAUCACCCACUUUUAUAUAUGACUCAGUCACCUCUGCUCUCCAAAUGAUUUCCACUGAAGAUGCAGAGCAGUCAAAUGGCAUCAGCUCAGAAAUCACACAGGGCAGCAAUGCAAAGAUACCAGUGAGUGUUCAUUCAGAGUCACUGUCAUGUAAUCUAUCUAAGCAGAUCAUAGCCACAAAUCCAACACGGAGUAAUGCAAGUGAGAACAUCCUCACAGAUUCCACAAUUUUAUCUUCUGCUCAACAGCAAAUCGCCUCUAACGAGUCUUCCAAGGUUGUCUCUCUUCAAAAGACCACAUCCACUUCAGCUGUUAGACAACAGAUGCAUACAACUAUGCAGAAAACUGUUUCCUCAAAACAGUCUGCUCAAUCUGUCAAGGUGGACAAAGUGCAGACAAAAGUAAUUGACGUUGCAAAAACAGACAGCACAGCUGGUCGUACAAAGAAAGACUUGAAAAGUCAGAAAACAAAGGUGUCCAACAAAUCUGAAGAAAAACAAGAUGAGAAAACCACUGCCCAGAAACCUGACAUGGAAACAAUGCAUGACCUAUCCAAAAAGGAAACCAUAACUUCAAAUAAAAAUAAAGAAAGUGUUCCCAGUCAGCUAACGCAAACAGAAACGGCAGCUACUAAUGCAAAUGUUAAAACAGGCAAGCCAAACCAGAAGGUGAAAAAGAGCAAUAAACAAGAAAAGCAAGCAGAGAUAAAAUCGUCCAGUGAGACUGAGAAACAGAGUGUUUCACAAGAUUUCAAAGUGGAAGCUGCUGAGGUGAAACAGGAGAUUAAGAAAGUUACUCCCUCUCCUCCUCCUCAUCCUCCCCCUGCUGGUGUUGCUCCACCUCCUGUUACUGUAAGUACUGACAACCAAUCAGAAACCAACAGCACAAAUCCAGCGAAGAAGAAAAAGAAGUCAAAAAAGUCUAAAGGAGUUGCACAGUCAGGUCAAGGUAAAGAUAUUCUCACCGACUCAAAGACAGAAGUUAUAGAAACCAAGAAAACAACAUCUGAGAACACUCAGCAAAUGCAAAAGACAACUGCAGUCACCCAGAUUCACAAAGUAGAGCACAUAGAAGUCAAGAGAAAAGUCGUUACCACAGACAGCACAGAUGAUCGGGAUUCCACACAGCAAAAAACUGUUCAAAAGCAUGUAGAAGGAUCUGAAAAGACAGGUUUGACAGCUACUCAGCAGAGUGGGGAAGAACCACCAAAAGAAAGUAUGGAUGUGCCAAUUACAGUGACAGGCGAGUCAGAACAAGAUGAACCGAUUAAGUCCACAAUAGCACAAACAGAGGAAUCUCAAAAGCAGGAGGUCCAAGUGUUAAUCUCUCACUUCACAGAGAUGCAAAAGGCUUCAGAAAAGACCGAUGCAAAAUCUGCAAAGAGUUUGCUCAAUCAGGAAAGAAAAUGUGAACUGGAGGGAUCUGGAGAUGCAAGGGAUGCUCAAAAAAGUACAGAUAUUGUUUCCAAUGUAAGGAGAUUAGCAGAGGCCAAGCCAAUAGAUCUAGAAGAUGAAACCAAGGACAGGCGUGAAAGUGAGCCGGCAUCUGAGAGAGUGGUUUCUGGUGCAGCAUCACCAAAAAUAUCCAAGAUCAGCAUCGGUUCAGCCAAAGUUGAGAGCCAAACCAAGAAAGAAUCCUCACAUGAAAAAAAGAAAGAAGAAGUGAGUCUGUCCAAGUCCGUCGACCUUCGAGCUCCCUCACCCUCACUCAGGACACGUUCUCCCUCACCGACAUUCAUCACCAUCGAGUCCAAACGGAGAACUGACUCACCCCAGAGAGUGACGCCGUCACCCACCCUCCUGCACAGGCCACCCACACCUCCCACGCCGCCGCUACGCAGGUGUGACACUCCAACAUCACGUAUCACUAGAAUCACACCUUCUCCAACUUUUGACAAAGCUGAAAAUUUGGUUCGACUUAAAGACACAACAGCCAAGCUCUCGCGUGGCGUCACCCCACCACCGCUAUUUCCCAGCCCAAUCCCAGAAAAGAAAUCUGAGAUUGUGGAGCCGCCUGCUUCAUUCCAUCGACAAAUCAAAACCGAGUCCCAGGUUAUGGAGGCUUCAGGGAUAUUGAUGGCAACAGAAAAGCCCCGAAAGAGUUUGAGUGCAAAUGAAAUACAAAGUAAGUCUGAGACCCAUAUGCCAUUGGGUCAAAAUGACCCACAUCUUGCUGAAGCUUCAGAAUUAUCAUCUGCAUCCGUCAAAGAGAAGAAAGAGUUUUUUGAAGAGGCUCAAAAAGCAGGAGUUAAUAAGAUCUAUGUGCGCAAGGAACCGAUUGCUAUUCCUGAGCGACUGGGCCCAGACGUCAGUGAGUGUGAAGCAGAAAAUAAGAACAAAGAAAAGGAUGAGCUUCCCAGGGCUGACUUGUCGAGUCUUGUAAACAAAUUUGCAUCACCAGAAGAGAAAACAUAUAUCAGAAAAGAGCUUAUCCCACUCACGGAGCGCCUUCACAAUGACUCCAAAAGCAAAGAUUGUGACAAAGAGAAAGCAGACGGCCUGGAACAGGAAAUGCCAGCUUUUGACAUCCAGGCUAUUAAAAAUGUUUUUGAACUCGGUGAGCAAAGUUCUUUAUUCAGAGACGAGAUAAAGGAUCAGGAGGAGCUUGUGUCAAGCCUGAGUGAAACAACAGCAGACACUUCAAAGCAAGAAAGUCCUCAAGAGACAAAGGGAGGCUCAAGGCAGAGCACUCCCCUCCCUGUGCAGAAAAAUGAGGUAGGAACUGUGCCAGCCGAACCAUCAGCCCUCUCUGAAACCGAAUCAAUCACAGAGCAUUUCUCACAUCUUGAUGAAUUUGGUAACAAGGUCACCGGAACAAGGACAGCUGUCACUGUGCACUCUGAGAGUGUGUCAACCCUACCCAAAGCUCCUUUCUCCUAUGCUGAUGCAGUGAAAAGAAAAGCUGCUGCAGCGAGGCGAACAGAAACAUACGAUGAAGACGCUACAGAGAAGUUGCUGAGGAAUUUCCAUAAAACAUGGACGGAGAGCGAGACAGUCUUCAAGAGUCUUGGAUACACUGUUUCUGAGGAAACAACGUCGCAAGUUGUGUCGCACCAGACGAAGAUUGCCUCAUCUGGUUCGAGUUCUGAGGUCGGAGCUGUGCACGGUGUGCCGGAGGAGAGCCUAUCCGAUGGAUGCUCUCAUAGUGGACAAAAAAAAGUACCAUAAGUCCUGUUUCUGCUGUGAGCACUGCAGGAACAAAUUAAGCCUAGGAAAUUAUGUCUCACUCCAUGGACAUUUGUACUGCCUACCCCAUUACAAACAACUCCUG
Pelmatolapia mariae (spotted tilapia) is the source of this 9913-nucleotide messenger RNA. It is a transcript of the gene xirp2b, whose product is annotated as xin actin binding repeat containing 2b. The transcript is spliced from 11 exons. The record is from RefSeq and is a predicted model, not a curated record. Gene Ontology annotation, molecular function: actin filament binding. Gene Ontology annotation, biological process: actin cytoskeleton organization; actin filament organization. Lineage: Eukaryota; Metazoa; Chordata; Actinopteri; Cichliformes; Cichlidae. Gene Ontology annotation, cellular component: focal adhesion; stress fiber. The coding region runs from base 1 to 9810 and encodes 3269 amino acids.